UUUCGCGCACAAUACUGAAUCUUUUCAGCUUGCCACCAAAAUCUAAUUGUGCACAAUACUAAUCGCAAAACUUCUCUCCGCCACCUUCUCUCUGCCGAACCUUCUCUCUGCAAUCGUUCUCUCCACCGAACCUUCUCUCUGCAAACCCUCUCUCCGCCGAAGCUUCUCUCCGCCAAAGCUUCUCUCCGCCGAACUAUCUCUCGCUAAAUUUCUGCCAAACCCUCACUCACGCCGUCAAACACAGCCACAUACUCUAAUCGCAGGCUCUGAGACAGUACCGGAGUUGAAGUCUUCACCGAAAUCUUCGAAGGUGAAAUAUGGCUUCUGUUGAUGAUGAAGGUGGUUCAUCUAGUAAGAAAACAGUUGGUAAACGAGGUGUGACCCGGUUGCAAAAAAUUCACAAAGCCAAAAGCAAUGGAAAGAGGAUUGAGGUUCAAUGGAAUGCAAGAGGUCAACCAAUCAAGCAUAAUAGCAAGAUGUUUGCUAGUUUCAUUGGUGUCACAGUUCGUCGGUUAGUUCCAAUAAGCUUGGACAAUUGGAGUGCGAAAAUAAAUAAAGAGGUUGUAGGGGUUUAUAAACAAAACAUUUGGGAUGAAAUUGAAAAAGCUUUUGUAAUUGGAGAGGAACAUCGUGCUUUUGUAUACAGAGAAGCUGGAAAGUUGCACAGGGCAUUUAGAACAAAAAUGGCAAGGUCAUAUCUAAGAGAUGGUAAGGGUGGUUUUGUUAAACAUCGCCCGGCCAAAUAUUCUUAUUGUAUAAAACAAGAGGAUUGGGAUAAAUUUGCAGCGCAACGUAUGUCUGAAAAGUUUCAGAAAGUUAGUAAGGAGAAUCGAGAAAGAGCGUUAAUUCCUCAACAUCCUUAUAGAAAGUCACGUUUAGGGUGUGCUCGUCUUGAAGCUGAUAUGAUAGAAGAGUCGGAAGUUGAUGAGAUAAGUCGUAGUCAAGUGUGGAAGGCUGCCCGCGUCAACAAGAACGGGGUGAUUGAUAAUGAGAAUGUUCAAAGAGUUGUGGAUCAAUGUGAGAAGUUAACAGAAGCUCUAACUGAAGAAGAGAGACAAGACCUUGGUCCUACAGAUAUAUUAUUUGAGGCUCUAAAUCUCCCAAACUACCCUGGGCGUGUUAGGAGUUAUGGUUUUGGGGUUUUGAGGCAACAAACCAUACCUGUGGAAGAAAGGCAGCAACCUCAACAAGUGUUAGAGAAGUUGCAACAAUCUGAAAAAGUGGCACAAAAGCAACAACCUGAAAAAGCGGCAGAAAGGCAACUACCUGAAAAAAUAGCAGAGAGUCAACAACCUAGUGAUAAAGGUUCUUGUAACCCUGGAUCAUUUGGCAACAUUCCUGGGGGUCUCUUUCCUGUUAAUAUAUAUUUAUCAUCCCCGGGUCGUUGUUUGGUUGCUCGUGGCAAACUAUAUAACACCAAAGGUAACACGGUGCACGACAUGACGUUACCACCUGGGUAUGUUAAGGUUAAUAUUGAAGUUGCUAUUGUGCCAAAUGCUUCAUUGCCUAUAUCUGUUGAUGGUGGAGAUGUAUCCCUGGUUGGUCAUGCAAUAGGAACAAUUGUGCCUUGACCAAUGAAACUUCUUGAAUUUGCUGCUGAAUGUAAAAAGAUUCCUGAUCAAUCCCAAAUCAAAGGUAAGAAUAUUCAACACAGUGUUGAAUAUUCAGUUUCAUCACCUAACAAAAGCAACAAAAGGUUCAAAAUUGAAGAGUCUCCUAGAGUUGGCGGUUCAACUGGUCUUGCA
Vicia villosa (hairy vetch) is the source of this 1745-nucleotide messenger RNA. RefSeq lists its product as uncharacterized. The transcript has 9 exons. The record is from RefSeq and is a predicted model, not a curated record. Lineage: Eukaryota; Viridiplantae; Streptophyta; Magnoliopsida; Fabales; Fabaceae. Bases 318 to 1571 code for a protein of 417 amino acids.